GCGAAGCUUUGGACGUACGGCAAAGCAGACUGGCCACCCCGGUCUGUCGUGGGCACGGUGAUCGAAGCGGCCAAAGAGAUCCUCGAUGAGCGCUGGAGGGGGCUCAAGAUGCGGGCGGCCGUGGAGGAGAUGGUCGAGAAGAAUCCAAUUUUGGUCAACGAACUCAUAGCGACCAAGAACGGGCAGGCGGCGCCCAGGGAAAAUUUGACAUGCUUUGGAGAGGGCCGCACGAUGACGGACGCGCGGUGGUCUGGGAGUCUGCGGCACAAGAAGGAAGAUGCAAUCUGCGCAUAUGGCGAGCCUCUCGCAACCGCCGCGAUGAUGCGCACAAG
This is a messenger RNA of Prorocentrum cordatum, 332 nucleotides long. Lineage: Eukaryota; Dinophyceae; Prorocentrales; Prorocentraceae. The record is from the annotation of a GenBank genome assembly.